Messenger RNA from Nasonia vitripennis (jewel wasp), 2084 nucleotides. RefSeq lists its product as uncharacterized. Lineage: Eukaryota; Metazoa; Arthropoda; Insecta; Hymenoptera; Pteromalidae. The record is from RefSeq and is a predicted model, not a curated record. The coding region runs from base 929 to 1492 and encodes 187 amino acids. The transcript is spliced from 2 exons.
AUUGCAUACAUUGUAACUCGAUUUUUAACAGUCAUUAUUCCACUUUAUAAAACAUAAAAUAGCGAAACGGGCGUAACAAAUAUUCAUCAUACAUUCAAGCCUGCUAUAUACACGAGGUUGAUGAACUCGACGUUCGCACUUGAAGUCGUAUCAAACAAAUCAGCUGUAAAUGAGAAAGAAAACUUAGAUUUCAUAAUUCUAAAAAAACGAUGAAAUCCAUAACACACGACUUAGCCGAUACUUUGAAGAAAUAUAAAUCAAUUUCAAAUUCAACGCAGCUCAGCAGACACCGAUGGUGAUGUAAGCGUGUUUCCCUAAAAAUUCGUCUCCACUUUUAUGAGCACCAAAAGCUUAGCAUACGCAUGUGUAAUAAGGCUCGCGUGCGAAAUAACGUAAUUAUUAUAUUAUAUUGGACGAAUUCGGAUUUGGCGGGCUGGUCAAGCGCGGGAGAGCUGGAUCUUUUUCGAAUGAUCGGCGCGCGCUCUCAUGAAUAAUUCACGCGAUCCUUUUCCUCGAUCUCAGUCUCGAUCUCUCUCCCGCUCGACUCACGCAUCAGCCAACGACUUUAGUGCGUCUGCGACGCCGAAUCUCUCUCAGUACGACGUCGUUGCUUGCCUUGAACGUAGGUCGUCUCUCUCUCUCUCUCUCUCUCUCUUCCAAGGUCAAGCGUUUACACAUAAGCACCGCCACCGGCUUAUCGGCCGCAUAGAAAAGCCACAUAUACGACAUAUACCUAUACACUAAAUCCAAUCGCUCGUCCCAUGUGCCGUACCUAUACUUCGCUAUAAUAACAAGCUUUCGUGAAGAAGUACAACUCUUCGCGCGUUUGACAGCGUUGCGAGUGCGUGUUUUUUUCGCGCGCGCGACGAAUCGGAUCCUCUCACGCGGCCGCGUUGCGGGUAACUGGAUCGUGUUUUGUGCAAGCGAAAUGAAGUUCCCGAUUCUUCUGAUGAGCGCAUUGAUGACGCUGGCCUUGGCUCAGGACAUCGUCUUCCCGAACGACGACGAUUCCAACGCGUACGUCAGCGGCGGUGAACCGAUAACCGAGCGCAAACCGGUCAAAGUCCAAGACCAGUGCCCCGAGAACAUGUUGCUCUAUCCAGACGAUGGUCCGAAAAGUACAUGGGUCUGCGACUGCAAGCCGCGCUUCGUCUACUUCCCCAAGACCGACAGCUGUCACGAGGCUUUUCUCCAGGGUCCUUGUCCGUUGCACCACUACGUCUAUCUGGCACCGAACGACACCAUUCCAAGAUGCGUCAACAAUCCCUGCAGCAGCGAAGGUCUCGUGCACUUCGGUGGACUGUGUCAUCAGCUGCGAACUCCUGGUGGACCUUGUGGCAACGAUCGUGUGCUGGGCGUUAACGAGACAACCUUCCAGCUCGAGUGUAUCCCCGUCGACCUCGUGCCCUUCGUCAUCAUUGAGGCGCCGAAACGCAGCUGUCCCAAGGGCAGCCGACGCAACAACCUUGGCAUCUGUAAGCUCGUGCUCUGAGAGUCGGAGUAUGAGUAUAAUAAAUACGAGUAUUUCUUUUUGCUUCUUUUGACACUCUUGUGAAAUAUUUAUUUCGUUUUUACUGUAUAAACAAGCGAUACUUGCGAUUGUAAAAUAACAAGUAUACAUAAAACUUCCCUCCUUUGUAAAAUAGUUACUUGUAAAAUAUACAAGGGUAUAUAUAUAUAUAUAUAUAUAUAUAUAUAUAUAUGUAUAGAUCCUUUGUUUAAUUUAUAUUUAAUAUAUAGACGACGAUUUGUAUUUAGAGAAUUUUCUUUAGAGAGACGACGUUCGAAAAAUUAUAACGCGAGUGCUCUGUGCGUAUUUACAAAAGUUAGUUUACAAAAUUCGCUAAAAUAAAAAAUGUAUUAUAUUUUUAAUCAUCUCGUUUCUGUCAUUAAUCAAUGUUUGUUUAUAAUUCCCGCCUCUUUAUCCGUCUCAUCGCUGCAAUGUGAUUUGCACUUAAACGUCGAUGUCGCGUUUAGCGUCACGUGAGUGAUAUGUUUGCGACUAACAAUGACUUCAACCAAACGUAAAGUAAUAACUGCGCUAUAAUCGUUUGUUCGAGUAUAAUAAAUUUUUUCAUAAAUAA